Messenger RNA from Felis catus (domestic cat), 3128 nucleotides. RefSeq names its product forkhead box F1 (gene FOXF1). The coding region runs from base 457 to 1752 and encodes 431 amino acids. Gene Ontology annotation, molecular function: RNA polymerase II cis-regulatory region sequence-specific DNA binding; DNA-binding transcription factor activity, RNA polymerase II-specific. Gene Ontology annotation, biological process: regulation of transcription by RNA polymerase II; animal organ morphogenesis. NCBI's taxonomy places the organism in Eukaryota, Metazoa, Chordata, Mammalia, Carnivora, Felidae. Gene Ontology annotation, cellular component: nucleus. The record is from RefSeq and is a predicted model, not a curated record. The transcript has 2 exons.
CGCGGGGCUCGGAGGGGGGCAGGGAGGGGAGGGAACUCCUGGAGGGUCUCGGUCCGGCCCGCGGGACGCCACGGAGAGAAGAUGCAGUGAGGGCGGCCUGGCUGGAGCCGUGGAGCCGAGCGCCACGGGUGGCGGGGGCCGGGAGCUGCUCCCCGCGGGGGCGCACGGCCGCAGGCCCCCGGAGGUGGUGCCUCCCCCCCAAAACACGGGCUGGGAGGGGGCUUCCUCGCGGCCUCUGCCGGGGCUGCGGCAAAGAGGCUGCCCUCAGCCUCCGCUCGGCUCCUUCCCUAGUGGGAGGGCGAGAGGGAAAGAGGGAGGAGAGAGAGGGGGGGAGGAGGGAGCUGGAGAGAGGGGGGCCCCGCGCCAACCGCCGGCGGAUCCAGCCGCUCCUCGGGGAGGACGGGCGGGCGGCCGGGGGAGGGCGCGCCGAGGCCCGCUCCGGAGCAGUGGCCGCGGAUGACGGCAGAGGCGCAGCCAGCCCCGCGCGCGCAGCCCCCUCCCCCUCGCCCUCCUCCCCCCCCUCCUCUUCCUCCUCCUCCUCCUCCUCCUCCCGGCUCGUCGGCGGCGCAGAGCAGCGGCGGCAGCGGCGGCGGCGGCAGCAGCAGCCACCCGAUGUCUUCGGCGCCCGAGAAGCAGCAGCCACCGCACGGCGGCGGCGGCGGCGGCGGGGGCGGCGGCGGCGCGGCCAUGGACCCCGCGUCGUCCGGCCCGUCCAAGGCCAAGAAGACCAACGCCGGCAUCCGGCGCCCCGAGAAGCCGCCCUACUCCUACAUCGCGCUCAUCGUCAUGGCCAUCCAGAGCUCGCCCACCAAGCGCCUGACGCUCAGCGAGAUCUACCAGUUCCUGCAGAGUCGCUUCCCCUUCUUCCGCGGCUCCUACCAGGGCUGGAAGAACUCCGUGCGCCACAACCUCUCGCUCAACGAGUGCUUCAUCAAGCUGCCCAAGGGCCUGGGGCGGCCCGGCAAGGGCCACUACUGGACCAUCGACCCGGCCAGCGAGUUCAUGUUCGAGGAGGGCUCCUUUCGGCGGCGGCCGCGCGGCUUCCGAAGGAAAUGCCAGGCGCUCAAACCCAUGUACAGCAUGAUGAACGGGCUGGGCUUCAACCAUCUCCCGGACACCUACGGCUUCCAGAGCUCCGCGGGCGGCCUCUCGUGCCCACCCAACAGCCUGGCGCUGGAGGGCGGCCUGGGCAUGAUGAACGGCCACUUGCCGGGCAACGUGGACGGCAUGGCCUUGCCCAGCCACUCGGUGCCACACCUGCCCGCCAACGGCGGCCACUCGUACAUGGGCAGCUGUGGCGGUGCCGCGGCCGGUGAGUACCCGCACCACGACAGCUCCGUGCCGGCCUCCCCGCUGCUGCCUGCGGCCGCCGGCGGGGUCAUGGAGCCGCACGCGGUCUACUCGGGCUCCACGGCCGCCUGGCCGCCCUCAGCCUCUGCCGCGCUCAACAGCGGCGCCUCCUACAUCAAGCAGCAGCCCCUGUCCCCCUGCAACCCCACGGCCAACCCCCUGUCCGGCAGCCUCUCCACGCACUCCCUGGACCAGCCGUAUCUACACCAGAACAGUCACAACGCCCCAGCCGAGCUGCAAGGCAUCCCGAGGUAUCACUCCCAGUCGCCUGGCAUGUGUGACCGCAAGGAGUUCGUCUUCUCCUUCAACACCAUGGCGCCCUCGUCCAUGCACUCGGCGGGCAGCGGCUCCUACUACCACCAGCAGGUCACCUACCAAGACAUCAAGCCCUGCGUGAUGUGAGACCACAGCCCGCGGGGCCCUCUGGGCACGGGCGGCCUGGCCCGGGGACCCGGAACCCGUCGCAGAAACUGCUCUAUUCUUGAGGUAUAACCGUACGCAGAAGACAAGGGUCUGACCCCUACCCACCCGGAUUAUUUGGAAAGGAGUCCCCAAGGCAAAGGAAGAGCCAGCUCGGCGGCACCCACUCCCUCAAAAAAUUAACAAGUGGUGGCUGAGGGGCCUGGUCUGACUGCAGCUGUUGGUAAAUAAAAAUCUAUUUUUGAACCAGUUGAAGCCGGCUGAGAAGGUGCUGUGCUGGGGGAAACCCUCGACACCCAAACAAGAAAGCAGCUGAGGUCUCUCCCGGCCUUCCCUCCAGCGGCGAAGGUGGGGGAAGGCUUUCGGAAGAAAGGCAAACAUGUGAGACCGUCAUUAUCAAAUACUUUUAUAUUUUGGUUGAGUAUUUAUCUUUUUACUUUUACUUUUUUUUUUUUUGGAAAGAAUGUCUUGGAACACACAAGUCUCCUCUCAGAGCCGUGUUUCCAGGGGUGGGGGGGGGCAAGAAAUCACGUCUCCCUCCCCAUCUCAGAAGCCCUCUGGCGACCGCAGGUGGACCUUGGCGCGGACUUGCAUUUCUGAAGCCACUGUUCUUCGUACAAAAGGAAACCAGGAGCCCCGACGACGCAGGGCUCGGCCCGUCCCCUCCGCCCUCCUCUGCCUUCUCUACAGUCCUCUUGGUUUUGUCUCGAGUUGCAUUUCGACUUUUUCAGCGGGGGUUUUUCUCACGAGACCCGACUGUCUCCUGAUCUCUACGAUCUCUACUGUACUGCGUGCCCCUUGGGAGCGCGAGGGGAGCCCGGCACGGCGCGGGGGCAGGGAAGGCCGGUGAGCGCACGGAUUCAGGAUCGCGGUGACACAGGAAGGUUAAGGCACUUUUUAAACUAUAGCAAAAGGCUCAUUCUGUUAUUUAUUCUUCUCUUUUCCCUGACAAUCGAAACACCGCAUAGGCUCCUCCGUUUAUCAGUAUUAAUGGUGUAACUUUGUUGGCAAUAUUUGCCGCAUAGAAUUUUUUUUUUUUAGAGAUCCAUUGUAAAUUUGAAACAAAGUCCGAUCUGUGUAAAAACAAAUUUCCAUAUGUUUAUAUAAAUAUAUAUAUAAAAUGAAGGACUACCCCUCCUUUUUUUUUUUUUUUUUUUUUUUUAGUAUUAUGGCUGCUGGGGUGCAGCAUUUGUGACCGUAUUUUAAAUUUCCUUCUGCACUGUAGAAAAUGACAAUUUGAGGAUGUUUUGCCUUUUGUGUAUUUUUUCCUAAAAAAAGAACAAAAAUAAAAAUGUGUAACAUUUGUACAUGGCCUUUAACAUUGUAUCAACCAGAAAUAAAAUCGCAUGAGUAUUUUA